Molecule: messenger RNA, 2191 nt
Organism: Exaiptasia diaphana
Lineage: Eukaryota; Metazoa; Cnidaria; Anthozoa; Actiniaria; Aiptasiidae
Product: stAR-related lipid transfer protein 3
Exons: 16
Coding region: 225-1577 (450 amino acids)
Molecular function (GO): lipid binding
Source: RefSeq, a predicted model, not a curated record
AAGUAUUUAGAACAUGAAACUAAAGGAUUAAUCCAUCAAACAUUUUUUCUUCAAUUUAGCCUGGAACGAACUAAACCAAAAAGAACGAAGCAGGAAGCUCUUUGGUCACCCUGUGUUGUUUGUCCGAAGAUCAUGUCAUCAUGAUCGGACGAUAUCAAGUCUUCUGAAUUUAAAUCCUUGGGUACACAGCAAGAUAACGCUACUAAACGCUACUAACGCUACUAAUGGAUCGAAUUCCAAACGGAGUUCCUUCUAGCUAUCGUCAGGGCGAGUUUUGUUCAAGCAGAAGCGACAGAACGACAACUUUUCGUCGAUUUUCGCCGUCUAGACGUCUUUUCUGUUUGUUUGCAGCAUUUGACUUCCUCUUUACUCUUCUUGCUUGGGUUAUUUAUGCUCACAUUUUUACCAGAGGGAUAAAGAAGUCUUUAAGAUCAGAAGUAGUCAAUUAUUCUAUAGAAACUUCACUGUUUGAUUUGGUGUUGUUGGCUCUAUGGAGAAUGGUUGUUCUUUUAUUAGUGUAUGCAUUAUUUCAUAGUCGRCAGUGGUAUGCCAUAGCUUUAACCACUUCCUUGAGUACUGGAUUUCUUCUAGUUAAAGUCUUUUUUUACAGUUUUGACAAAUCUCAAGGAAAUUCYAUGGCAUAUCUAGAGGUCAUCAUGACGUUUGUGUUAUGCUGGUCAGAAGCCUGGCUCUUGGACUUUAAGGUGAUUCCAGCAGAAUUAAAAGCAGAAAACAGAUACUUGUCAGAAAGCAUGGAAACUGCUGCUGGUGAAAGAAGACCUCUUCUAAAUGGACAAUCUAGUGAAUAUAACACUCGCUCUUGGAUAACUGAGCAUUCUACAUUCUACACCCCUUAUGGAUCACAACCAGGUUCAGGAGUUCCRAGUGAAGAUGAGGAUGAAGCAUAUGGCGAUGAACUGUCUUCAAAGGAUAAAGCUUUCAAACAACAAGCGAAAGAGGUGUUUAUGGUAGCAUUAAAUUUAUUAAAUAGCUCUGGUGUCAACUGGAAACUUGAAAAAGAAAAGAAUGGUAUUAUUGUUGAAAGUUGUAUCCAAGAAAAGACAGGAAAACUUUUUCGAGUUCAGUGUUCAAUUGAUGCGCCUCCAGUAGUUGUCUUUUCUUUGAUUGUAUUACGUGUCGAAGACGGUUCCAAAUGGAACUCAUCAGUUAUAGAAUCAAGGGUUUUGCAUAAAAUAGAUAAAUGUACAGAUAUAUGUUAUAACGUCACGGCAGAAACUGCUGGAGGAAUGGUAUCAAGCAGAGAYUUUGUGAAUCUUCGUCACUGGCAAAAGAGAGGGAACGCAUAUAUAUCCUGCAAUGUUAGUGUGGAGUAUGACCAAAUGCCGCCGGUCAAACAAUAUGUCAGAGGUGAGAAUCAUCCCGGUGGAUGGAUGUUUGCUGAAAAAGACGGCCAUCAUGACAAGACAGAUUUUGUAAUGAUGGUUAAUACAGACUUAAAGGGCUGGCUGCCUCAGUAUCUUAUCGAUCAAGCUAUGACUGGUGUUCUAUUGGACACGGCAGACUGUUUACGUAGAUAUGUCACUUCUGUAAACGAAGAACAACGACCUGUCUUAUAACAUAGAACUCCAGCAUAGACCUAUUUAUAGCGGUAUUCGUUUGAGUGGUCAUCAUAUUCGUGGAGAUUCUAGGGCUAGGGGAAGCAUCCCUCUUAUCUUCCUUCUUAUUCCCCCACUUCCCUAGCGUCGCUGUGAACAAGCUCGUACUAUUUCUUUUCUAUGGUUGUUUCGUAUAAAUCCAAAAAUUUACGUUUAAUAAAUACCAGUUUUCCUUUUGAAUAGGAAAACCGCUAUUAAGAUUUUUAUUCACUUAUUUCUAGGAAAAUGAAGAGUUUAUACAUUUGAAUGUAUGUAAUUGUAAUAUUAUUUUUACAACUGCGCAUGAAUGCUUCUUGUUUUAUCAAAUACAAAUGGCCUAAUAUCUAGUAAGUAAGAAAAUUCUUGUGAAAAAAUCCUGAUAAUAUAUUGAAUAACCGUAUUUCUCUGACACUGCACAAACUAUUCAACAUAGCUUGUCUAAGAGUUUACAAAAUAAAACCUAAAUGUUAACCAAACUUUUAUUAGGAAUAUUAUAAUUUAAUUGAUAAAUCAAAAUGUGCAAUAUUACUAUGUUUUUUAGUWUGUUAUAUAUUUUUGAAAAUGAAGAGAGUAAUAAAAGGACUUAUAAACGCGAA